AUGGCAACCGCCAAGUUUCUCGCCGCCGUGUGCAUGGUUCGACUAACCCUGACCGCCAUAGCGGCUGCGUUCGACUCUCCGGAGGUGUACGUGGCCAGCCACAAUGAUGUGCGUGCGGAGUAUGGCGUUGGGCCUGUGACUUGGAACCAGACAUUGGCCUCCUAUGCUCAGGUUUCAGCAAAUUCAGCAAUUACUACAUGCGAGAUGAGGCAGUCGUCUAGCGGACCGUAUGGCCAAAACUAUCUAGUCGAACCCGAAACUGCGAUAACAGAGGAGUUGGCCGUGACAUAUUGGGCUAGUGAGAGCGAGUUCUAUGACUACAGCUCCAAGAAGUGCGUCGGAGGCGAGUGUGGCCAUUUUAAGGCUGUGGUGUGGAGGGACACCGAAUCCAUUGGUUGUGCAAUGGCAAACUGCAAAAAGUACAUGCUUUUUAUCACGUGUAACUACUAUCCUCCAGUAGGGGUGUUCACAGGACGAGGAUUAUGCACUGCGGUUGCAAUGGGCGCAUCUGGGCAAAAAUCUACAGAAAAUUUAAUGCAACUCAAACUCAUGAACGAAUUCAAAAUCGUCCAUCAACAUUAUCGUCAAGAUUAG
Messenger RNA from Momordica charantia (bitter melon), 594 nucleotides. RefSeq names its product pathogenesis-related leaf protein 4-like. The record is from RefSeq and is a predicted model, not a curated record. NCBI's taxonomy places the organism in Eukaryota, Viridiplantae, Streptophyta, Magnoliopsida, Cucurbitales, Cucurbitaceae.